AUGAGUAGCGCGAGGAUAUCGAUCUAUCGAUACUACAGGAUCGAUACGCCCAUCCCUACAACAAAUACGAGGUGGAGCCAAACCGUCGGGAUUGGUGGGGCACGGAUGGACCGAUCACAUCCCUCCUUUCCCAUCUUCUGUAUUCAAGGAAGGAGAAAUAUGGCGCCUACACAUGUACUGAGAUGUUGUCAAAGGGGUCUGGCUUGGAUACCGGUGAUAUUUAUUGCUUUAGUGGUGUGCUGGUCGUAUUAUGCAUACGUGGUGGAGCUGUGUCUGUUUACUAUUCCCAGUACUAUUGAAAAAGUUAUCUACCUGACUCUGUUUCAUGUGUCGUUCAUCAUGUUUGUGUGGUCGUACUGGAAAACCAUCUUUACAAGACCAGCAACCCUUCCCAAAGAGUUCUUUCUACCCAGAUCUGAGAAAGAGCAGUAUGAGAAAGAACAGCAUCCAGAAACUCAGCAGGAGAUCCUGAAGAAAGUGGCCACCGGUCUCCCCCUUUACACCCGCACUGGUGCAGGAGCUAUCCGGUACUGUGACCACUGCCAGGUCAUCAAGCCAGACAGAUGUCAUCAUUGUUCUGCAUGUGACAUGUGUGUACUAAAGAUGGAUCAUCACUGUCCAUGGGUGAAUAACUGUGUGGGUUUCUCCAACUACAAGUUCUUCAUCCUGUUCCUGACUUACUCGCUUGUAUACUGCUUAUUCAUCGCAGCCUCUGUCCUUCAAUACUUCAUAAAGUUCUGGACACUUUGCCGGAGGAAAUCGGCAGAGAAUUGUCCAAAGAAUGACCCGCCAGAGUCUCACGCCAAAUUGCAUGUCUUGUUUCUCUUUUUUGUGGCGGCCAUGUUCUGCAUCAGCAUUCUUUCACUCUUCACAUACCACUUGUGGCUUGUGGGAAAAAACCGGUCCACCAUAGAAGCCUUCAGAGCCCCAGUCUUCAGAAAUGGCCCUGAUAAAAAUGGAUUUUCCCUGGGCUUCUGCAAGAACAUUGCUCAAGUGUUUGGGGACCAGAAGAAGUACUGGCUACUUCCUGUCUUUACCAGUCAAGGAAAUGGCUUUUCUUUUCCUACACGAUUGGUCACUAUUGAUCUAGAGCAGCCAACUGAAUGUCUCCAGCCUGCCGGGUUGGAUAAAGGUGCUGUAGAAGAUUCUGCUGAGAAAACCACCCCUCUCAGUGAGUCCCAAAACCGUCUAUUAGGCAGUGCUUACCACAUUAAAGAAGAUCACGAAGAGACAGACAUCUUAAAGUCUGAUGAAAGCGAAGCUAUCGCUAUCUUCAUUGAGAAUGAGUCAUAGCCAGGACUGAAGCUAGUGAGGUGUGAAUCCUCAGUGGUCUCGUGCCUUCGACUCCCAGUAUUGGGGACUGUUAAGGAGAAUCACACUGAUGCCUUACACAGCUCUUUUUCUCUAAAAAAAGAUCAUGAAUACCCAUCACUUCUGGAGCGUCACAUCUGUGAUUGCUUCCAGUCCCCAUUCAACUAUAGUAGCUACACUCUUUCAACAAAGAGAUUUGCACGCAUGUCUUUUCCAUCCAUCGUUUUUGCAUAACAAACUCUUUUGUUGCUCAGGCCUUCACGAGACAUGCAGAUUUCAUGUGCAUGUGAACUGAUACAGGGGAUAUUCAACUAUUCUCCAAGUGUUUACCACAUCUGGUACCAGCUGCUGUUUACUUGAGGGACAGGUGGGAAAUGUUUUAUUUUCUGGAUCCAUACCAAGUGAACGGUCUUACUGAGCUCGUCUUGAAUCCCGUGUGCAACAGAGUUCAGAUUUAAUGGACACUGAAGAGCGCAAGGUGCUCAUUCGUACUUAUGGUUUG
This is a messenger RNA of Carassius carassius (crucian carp), 1813 nucleotides long. Its product is annotated as palmitoyltransferase ZDHHC20-B-like. NCBI's taxonomy places the organism in Eukaryota, Metazoa, Chordata, Actinopteri, Cypriniformes, Cyprinidae. Gene Ontology annotation, molecular function: protein-cysteine S-palmitoyltransferase activity. The transcript has 14 exons. Gene Ontology annotation, cellular component: endoplasmic reticulum; Golgi apparatus. Gene Ontology annotation, biological process: protein targeting to membrane; peptidyl-L-cysteine S-palmitoylation; synaptic vesicle maturation. Bases 1 to 1293 code for a protein of 430 amino acids. The record is from RefSeq and is a predicted model, not a curated record.